UCUAUGGUAGCGCUUGAUCGCAUUUUUUUAUCACAUGCAAUUUAUAGAUUUAAUCAAUUUAAGCACGACCAACAAUAAAAAAACCUGGAGAUUAAAAUCCUAUACGGAUCAUAAAUUGUUAUACGGUACAACCAAAUACAGACAGACAGACAGACAGACCAACAAAUUUUUCAGAUUUUAAUUUAUUUUGACUCGUCUGACAUUUACGAUUUAUUUAUUUUAAGAUCUUAGUUCUUUUACUUCCAUUGAUCUAUCUAUUGAUAAGCUAACUUAUUCCUCCUCUGACAUCAUCAUACGAUCGAUCCUUACCACCACCAUGUCAUACCUAAUUGAAGAACUUAUUGAAUUACCCCAAGAUAUCAUCUAUCUUGCCACCAAUUUCACUCAUUAUGUCAAGUUUGAUCAACAAUUCUAUUACACUUUAGGUUCAAUUGCUUUCAAUCCAAUCUUUUGGAAUAUCGCUGCUCGUUUAGAAUAUAAUACUAGAAUCUUAACCAAAUUAUCAUUUGGAAGUCCAAAAUUAGGGUGUUAUGUCUUAGCUAUUACCAUUUUUUCAUUAGGGAUUUAUCGUGAUCAUGUUUAUCAACAAUUAUUACUUAAUCAACCAACUUAUCUCCCAUUUGAAGAAUCACUCAUCAUUAAAGGUUUAGCUGGUAUAGUGUUUGGAUUUGGAAAUAUCUUAGUGUUAACUUCAAUGUAUGCUUUAGGUAUUACUGGUACUUAUCUUGGUGAUUAUUUUGGUAUCUUAAUGACAGAAAGAGUUACUGGGUUCCCCUUCAAUAUUAAUGAUAAUCCAAUGUAUAAUGGUUCAACUCUUUGUUUCUUAGGUACUGCUUUAUGGUAUGGGAAACCAAUUGGAAUUGUGAUUUCAUUAUUUGUUUAUGUAAUGUAUAAAAUCGCAUUAUUAUUUGAAGAACCAUUCACAGCUAAGAUUUAUGCUGCAAGAGAUGAAGAAUUAGCUUCCAAGAAUGUUUAACAUUACUCUUGAUGUUAUUGAUGGUUUGUUAUUUUCGUGUUAUGAAAAGAUUAUAGAGUUUUAAGAAAAAUAAAAAGUACGUAAUGUUUUUAUUGACAUACAU
Molecule: messenger RNA, 1079 nt
Organism: Scheffersomyces coipomensis
Lineage: Eukaryota; Fungi; Ascomycota; Pichiomycetes; Serinales; Debaryomycetaceae
Gene: OPI3
Product: bifunctional phosphatidyl-N-methylethanolamine N-methyltransferase/phosphatidyl-N-dimethylethanolamine N-methyltransferase
Exons: 1
Coding region: 317-976 (219 amino acids)
Biological process (GO): phosphatidylcholine biosynthetic process
Molecular function (GO): S-adenosylmethionine-dependent methyltransferase activity
Source: RefSeq, a predicted model, not a curated record